AUGAGACAAACACCAGAAGAAUUCUAUGACCUUCAUCCAAGAGACUUGAAAGGUCGUCCUUUUUAUUUUGAUCAAUUGAGAGGUAAGAUUGUUGUUAUUGUAAAUACUGCUUCAAGAUGUGGUUUCAAUCCUCAAUUCCAAGGUUUAGAAAAACUCAAUCAACAAUUCAAAGAACAACCAGUGGUGAUAUUAGGAUUCCCUUGUAAUCAAUUUAAACAUCAAGAACCAGAAGAUAACAAACAAAUUGCUAUUUAUUAUAAAGUUUACUUUGGUAUUAGUUUUCCUAUAUUAGGUAAAAUUAAUACAAACGGUCCUGAUGCUGAUCCAGUUUAUCGAUACUUGAAGAAACAAAAACGUGGAAUUUUGGGUAUGUCUAGAAUUAAAUGGAAUUUUGAAAAAUUUUUAAUUGAUGCUAAUGGUCAAGUAGUUGGACGUUAUAGUACAUUCACGUCUCCUGAAGCUAUUGGUGUUAAAAUUGAAGAAAUGUUAGAAAAUAUGAAAGCUACUACUUGUAUCUAA
Messenger RNA from Candida tropicalis MYA-3404, 519 nucleotides. RefSeq names its product glutathione peroxidase. Gene Ontology annotation, biological process: response to oxidative stress. The record is from RefSeq and is a predicted model, not a curated record. Gene Ontology annotation, molecular function: glutathione peroxidase activity. The transcript has a single exon. Lineage: Eukaryota; Fungi; Ascomycota; Pichiomycetes; Serinales; Debaryomycetaceae. The coding region runs from base 1 to 519 and encodes 172 amino acids.